Molecule: messenger RNA, 4360 nt
Organism: Lampris incognitus (smalleye Pacific opah)
Lineage: Eukaryota; Metazoa; Chordata; Actinopteri; Lampriformes; Lampridae
Gene: wdr19
Product: WD repeat domain 19
Exons: 36
Coding region: 14-4108 (1364 amino acids)
Biological process (GO): cilium assembly; intraciliary retrograde transport
Cellular component (GO): cilium; intraciliary transport particle A
Molecular function (GO): protein binding
Source: RefSeq, a predicted model, not a curated record
UGAGCUGGAGAGGAUGACGUCCAUCGCCUCGCAACGUUCGACCAGAACUAGAGUUAGAUCACCACGUGUUUUCACCCUCACGGACAGAGCUUGGUCCGGUUCCAGUCUACUGUACAAAUGGCAGAAAAGUCUUGGAAAUUAUAUCGCUGUCGCUGGAAAUGACAACUCAUUGAAAAUAUUUGAUCGACAUGGACAGAAAAGGAAUGAACUUAACCUUCCCGGCCGCUGUGUGGCAAUGGACUGGGAUAAGGAUGGGGACAUUCUGGCAGUGAUAGCUGAAAAGUCCAGCUCCAUCUACCUCUGGGAUGCCAGUGUCAAUAAGACAUCCCAGAUAGACAGUGGCAUGAGAGAUCAGAUGUCCUUCAUCCUGUGGUCAAAAACCAGUCCACUGUUAGCAGUUGGAACGUCUAAAGGAAACCUGUUAAUCUACAAUCAACAGACCUCACGCAAGAUCCCUGUGCUGGGUAAGCACACCAAGAGAAUCACAUGUGGAUGUUGGAGCACUGAGAAUUUGCUGGCCCUCGGCAGUGAAGACCGCUCACUGAGCAUUAGCAACCAUGAGGGGGACACCAUCCGACAGACAUCACUGCGAGGUGAGCCCGCUGACGUCCACUUCUCUGUGAUGAAGACGGAUGAGAGGUCGUCUCCAGGUGAAAGUACUGUGAGCGUGUCUGUGGGAAAGAAGACCCUGUUCCUUUUUAACCUCAGUGAUCCUGAAAAUCCCAUUGAACUGGCCUUCCAGUCUCGCUACGGAAGCAUCGUCUCCUACCGCUGGUAUGGCGAUGGUUAUAUAUUGAUUGGCUUCUCACAUGGCUACUUUGUGGUCAUCUCGACCCAUAUCAGGGAGAUAGGCCAGGAGCUGUAUCAGGCUCACAACCAUAAAGAUUGCCUCAACAGUGUGGCCAUCUCCUCGUCCUUAAACAAGGCUGCCUCCUGUGGGGAUCACAGCAUUAAGAUCCAUGACCUUUCCGAGCUCAAAGAUAUCAGCAACAUAGUUCAUCUGGAUGAUGAGACCAAAGGUCUGGAUCAGUUGAACUGGACAGAUGAUGGUCAACUAUUGGCGGUGUCCACCCAGAGAGGGACCCUCCAUGUCUUCCUAACCAGAUUGCCCAUCCUGGGGGACAGCUUUGGUACUAGACUGGCCUACCUAACUUCCUUACUAGAGGUCACUGUUUCCAACCAGGUGGAGGGGGAGAAUGCUGUGGCCAUACAGGUGGAGGUGGAGCCUGCUUUCAUCGCUGUGGGAACGUACCAUGUAGCUGUGGGAAUGAACAACAGAGCUUGGUUCUAUGCCAUGGUAGACCAUGAGCCAGGUUUUAGCAGACUGAAGGAUGUCGAGUACUUGGGAACUAUAGUCAGCAUGUGCCUCAACUCAGACUAUGUGGCAGCUCUGUUCGAAGGAAAAGUGCAGCUACACAUGAUUGAAGUUGAAGGUCAGGAGGAGAAGAGGCAGAUGAAGCUGUUUCCAGACGAGGACAGAAAAGAGCGGAUUCUCUGCCAUGCCCUCACUGCUGACUUCCUCUACUACGGCGCUGACUUGGGUAGUGUGGUGUGUGUCUCACUGGAGGAUUGGCAGACAGUGAACACCUACAGCCACUUGGUUGGGGUGAGGAAGAUCUCACCCGACCCCAACGGCACACGGCUCGUCUUCAUCGAUGACAAGAAUGGAGGCUUCCUGCUCUCCCCAGGAAAUGCGACAGACUCUUGCUAUGAACUCCCCAAUUUCCCUCCAACCAUCAAAGGAGUGCUUUGGGAGAACUGGCCUGCUGACAGAGGAGUGUUUGUAGCUUAUGAUGAUGACAAGGUCUACACCUAUGUGCUGCACAAGAACACCAUAUAUGGUCCCAAGGUGGUGUUGGUGGGUAGCACUUCACUGCCUUUCUCCCACAAGCCCUUGCUGUUGUACAACGGGAAUCUCACAUGUCAGACUCCGAGUGGCAAAAUCAGUGAAGUGGCACUGAGCACACACGCGUUUCUUAAACCCUCUUCUAGUGCACAGUCCAACACAUGCCAAGAAUUCAGCAAAACUCUCUCCCAGGCCCUAACGCUCAAGAGGUUCCAUGAGGCUUGGGACCUGUGUAAGUCUUCAGGCAGUUCAGCAGACUGGGCUGAGAUGGGCCGAGUCUGUCUGGUCCACAUGGAUUUAGAGUUGGCCAUCCAAGUGUACCGCAUGAGUGGCAAUGUAGGCAUGGUCAUGUCACUCCAGGAAAUCCAGGGUAUAGAGGACAGGAAUUUACUAGCAGGCCACUUGGCCAUGUUCCUGAAUGACUACAACCUGGCCCAGGACCUUUAUUUGUCCUCAAGCUGCCCCAUUGCUGCCCUGGAGAUGAGGAGAGACCUCUUGCAUUGGGACAGUGCUCUGAUGUUAGCCAAAAGACUAGCAGAAAACCAGAUCCCCUUUAUCUCCAAAGAAUAUGCUGUCCACUUGGAAUUUAUUGGAGACUAUGUGAAUGCACUGUCACACUAUGAGAAAGGGAUGACACAUGACAACAGAUUCCAGGAGCAUGACGAGGCAUGCCAAGCCGGCGUUGCCAGGAUGUCCAUCAGGAUGGGGGACAUCAGGAGAGGAGCCAGCCAAGCCAUCCAGCACCCCAGUAGAAUCCUCAAGAAAGAAUGUGGCACCAUACUGGAGAACAUGAAGCAAUUCUCAGAGGCAGCUCAGCUGUAUGAGAAAGGCCAGUAUUACGACAAGGCUGCAUCUGUUUACAUCCGCAGCAAGAACUGGGCAAAGGUUGGAGAGCUGCUCCCGCAUGUCUCCUCUCCUAAGAUUCAUCUUCAGUAUGCCAAAGCCAAAGAGAUGGAUGGGAAGUACAAGGAGGCAGCGCAGGCUUAUGAGAGUGCAAGGGACUGGGACAAUGUGAUCAGGGUUCUGCUGGACCACCUAAACAACCCAGAGGAUGCUGUUCGCAUCGUCAGAGAAACUCAGAGCAUCGAUGGAGCUAAGAUGGUGGCCAGGUUCUUUCUGCGGCUGAACGACUACGGUUCAGCCAUCCAAUUCCUGGUGCUCUCACAGUGCAACAAUGAAGCCUUCCAGCUGGCACAGCAGCACGGACAGAUGGAGGUUUACGCAGAAAUCAUCGGCACUGAGGCGACACAGGAGGACUACCAGAGCAUUGCUUUGUACUUUGAGGGGGAGAAGCAACACCUAAAGGCUGGCAAAUUUUUCCUGAAAUGCGGCCAGUAUAGCAGAGCCCUCAAGCACUUCCUUAAGUGUCCCAAUACAGACGACAACCUGGCUGUAGAGAUGGCUAUUGAGACGGUGGGUCAAGCCAAGGACAUUACUCUAACCAACCAGCUGAUUGAAUAUCUGAUGGGGGAGAGUGAUGGUAUGCCUAAGGAUGCCAAGUAUCUCUUCCGGAUGUAUAUGGCCCUGGAGCGCUACCCAGAAGCUGCUCGUGCAGCCAUCAUUAUCGCUAGGGAGGAACAGUGUGCAGGGAACUACCGUAACGCCCAUGAUGUGCUGUUCAGCAUGUACACAGAGCUGCAGAAUCAGAAGAUCAAGAUCCCUGCUGAGAUGGCCACUAACCUGAUGAUCCUCCACUCUUACCUACUGGUCAAGAUCCAUGUAAAGAGAGGUGACCAUCUAAAGGGGGCACGCAUGCUCAUCCGUGUCAGCAACAACAUCAGCAAGUUUCCCAUGCAUAUUGUACCCAUCCUGACGUCAACGGUGAUCGAAUGUUACCGCGCUGGGCUGAAGAACUCUGCCUUUAGCUUCGCUGCCAUGUUGAUGAGACCAGAGUACCGCAACAAGAUUGACCCCAAGUACAGGAAGAAGUUGGAGGCUAUGGUUCGGCGGCCGGAUACAUCAGAGCUGAAAGAGCAGACUGCUCCAUGUCCCUUCUGUGGGUUCCAGCUGCCACCAGAGGAACUACUGUGUAUCUCCUGCAAGAACAACUUACCUUACUGCAUUGCUACGGGUCGUCACAUGCUGCGAGAGGACUUGUCUGUGUGCCCCCAUUGCGAGUUCCCUGCUCUGUACUCCCAGUUUAUUCUGCUGCUGGAGACAGAGAGUGUGUGUCCGAUGUGCUCUGAGACGUUGAGUGCCAAUCAGGUAAAGAAGAUCUCAGAUUGUUCCGGCUACUUGCAGCCUCAGGAACAGGAUCACUAAUAUAAAAGAACAAGCACACCAAUAUUAAUACAUGUAAAGCAAUACUUUUGGGCGACAAGCUAUGUAAAAAUUUAAAUGUAUAACCAUGGAAGUAAUGUAUAUAAUUUUGUAUGUUGAGAAAAUACUUAGUUGGACAACGGAGGUGAUCUUAGAGAUUCAUUGUAAAAUAUAUUGAACAGACGUGAAUUAUAUUUUUUUAAAAUGUCUGUAAAAGAUGAAAAAAUUAAACAUGAUACCAUCCCUCCACUUUGU